GGCGCAACCUGAGGCCACAGGCAGACGGAAUGGAUGUAUCGCUUUGGUAUCCCCUUCCGAGAGGAGCCCUCCCCAACUCCUCUGGGAGAUCUGUGCCCCCCGGCUCCGUUUGCUGAUGGCUGCGCAGUUUCUGCACUCGCCCAGCAGUGGCUCAGCACAGCGGCUCCUGCAGCACUUUGCACGGGGCUGUUUGUGGAGCAGCGCUAUCUGCGAUCCCAGCACUGCCCUCCUCCUGACGCUGCCUAUAAGAGCGCUGCUGAGCUGCACAGCGGUUCCAGCCCCGGCACUGCUGUGCAGGAGAAGAGCAGGAACAGCACGAGUGCAGCAGGCAGACCUGGGGACACAGCGCAGCGCUGUUUGGCUCCCCGUGCGAGUGCACUCCCAAUGGCAGGAAUCCAAAGCAAAGGAUCCGAACUGAGGAUACUGCUGGUGGGCAAGACGGGGAGUGGGAAGAGUGCAACAGGGAACACCAUCCUUGGGAAGAAGGCAUUUGAAUCGAAGGUUGCACUACAUUCAAUAACUCCAGAUUUCGAAAAAGCUGAGAGUGACUUCCAUGGAAGACGAAUUGUUGUUGUCGACACUCCUGGUCUUUUUAACACUAGAGUAGUCACUGUACAAGAAACAGCUGAAAAGAUUGGAAAUGCCCUUCGGGAUCUCUACGGAGGGGUCCAUGCCAUCAUCCUGGUGAUGCAGCUGGGGCAAGUUACUGAAGAAUGUGAGCAAGUGGCUGAGUGGGUGACCAAGAUUUUCCUUACUGAAGCACUGAGGUACACAAUCCUAUUAUUCACCCGAGCAGAAGAUCUACAGAAGCCCGAAGAUCUGAAGGGUUUAAUCGGAGACAGCAAAUACCUGAUGGGGCUGGCAGCAAAGUGUGGAAAUCGGUACAUCGCUUUCAGCAACACAGCCACCGGGGAGGCGAGGGAUCGGCAGGUUGCAAAGCUCAUUGAAAUGAUUGAUGCCAUGGUAGAGCAGAAUUGUGAUGCUCCGCGUUACACGCGAGAAAUGCUGGAGAAACAUAAAGAGAAAUCUCCUGGACAGGCACCCAGUUGGAGAGCAGAAUGUGUGAGCAAAGGAUCCCCACUGAGGAUACUGCUGGUGGGCAAGACGGGGAAUGGGAAGAGUUCGACAGGGAACACCAUCCUUGGAAAGAACACGUUUAACACUGGAUGUGCAGCAAGUGGGGUAACCCAAGAGUACAAGGAAGAUAAAAGCUGCAUCCAUGGAAGAACAAUUGUUGUUGUUGACACUCCUGGUGUUUUUGACAAUACGGAUUUCAGCAGAGGAACAGCUAAUAAGAUUAAGGAUGGUCUUCGAUGCCUGAAUGAAGGUGUCCAUGCCAUCCUCCUGGUGAUGCGGCUGGGCCAGAUCACUCAAGAAAUGAUGCAAGUGGCUGAGUGGGUGACCAAGAUUUUCCAUACUGACGGAGAGAGGUACACCAUCCUGUUAUUCACCCGAGCAGACGAGCUGGAGGAUCCAAGUGGUCUGAAAGGUUUCAUAGAAGGAAGCCAAUUCCUCAAAGGUUUGGUAGCAAAGUGUGGAAAUCGGUACAUCGCUUUCAACAACAAAGCCACGAGAGAGGCAAAGGAUCGGCAGGUUGCAGAGCUCAUCCAAAUGAUUGACGACAUGGUAGAGAACAAUCACAAUGCUCCGUGUUACACGCGAGAAAUGCUGGAUAAAGGUUUUUGGAACUUUUUUUUAAAUCGUUGUUCUAUCCAAUAAUCAUCAAAGGUUCAGUCAAAGAGCAGAAAUCUCACCUGUUGUGCCAUUCCUGCUGCCUCUGUGGGGUGAUGAGGGUGUCGCAGUGUGCUCCCUCCUGCCCUCAGCAUUCUGUGAUGGGCUGGCCCUUACGUCCAAGGCCUUGCUCAGAACUGAUAACACUAUCCCGCUAAACACUAUGAUUAUGAGCUAAUCACCUCGCAGCCAACAACUCCCUUGAGCUCUAGUUCUCAACAAGAUUGCUUGUGAUCUCCUCAUUUCCUUCUAGAUAUGUAGAAGCUUGAGUGACUGUAGUGACGGGAUGGAUUAUGUGGAGUAAUUAGUGGAAAUAACCUACUGGGAUAUUCCCCUCUUAAGGGACGAAAAGGGUUGAAGAAACCUCCACGGUGGAAUGGAGUGAAUAUGCAGAGUCUGUUCCAUGAUGGUCCCGCAAGCAGCGUUAAGACCUGCAAAGUGUAGAUUGUUAGCAGCACCGGGGGGAACUUGAUAGGCCAGCCCCAAGAGGUACAGCACAGAUGUGGAGUGCGGUGUAAAACUCUGCAUCCCGGCUCUGUGAUAAGAUUGUAGGGAUGGGAGCUUGGUGGUAUUGUGGAACUGGGAAACUGCAUUGCAGUCAUCCCAAGUUGGCAGUUUCUCAAUUUUCUGUCACACCAGUUGCAAUAGAGAGAGGAAGGAUUAGUACCACUCCAUCUGAAAGUAAGGAAAUGUAUAAAAAUUAGAGAAUCACUGAAUCACCAAGGUUGGAAAAGACCUACAGGGUCACCCAGUCCAACUGUCCACCAAUCACCGAUAGUUCCCACUAAACCAUGUCCCUCAACACAACGUCUAAACAAACCUCAAACACCUCCAGAGUUGGUGACUCCACCACCUCCCUGGCAGCCCAUUCCAACGCCUGACCACUCUUUCAGAAAAGUAGUAAUUCCUAAUGUCCAAAUAGCACAAGAGAGAAGGAAUUUUGGGGGAGAUACCAUUGCAGACAAGUUGGGAGAUCAACGCUGACUUCCAGGAGCAGUUGAUAGGCUGAGUCUCUCUUCUCCCUGCAUAUGGAUGCCUGUUGUGUAAGAUUUGCAUGCUUGGUUACAGCUAGUGCUUCCUUCAGGAAACUAUCGAGUUAUAUCGUAGUUUAAUGCAUUCACAGUUGCCCGUGUUAUUCAUAUCCUUGAUAUUUGUUUCUGCUCUGCAGACUGUGUAGUUAUCACUGGCAAUUCAAGAGAAUCUGUUAUCUAUUGCUACAAUAAAGAGCACUACUCCACAA
Gallus gallus (chicken) is the source of this 2971-nucleotide messenger RNA. RefSeq names its product GTPase IMAP family member 7-like 5 (gene GIMAP7L5). The transcript is spliced from 6 exons. NCBI's taxonomy places the organism in Eukaryota, Metazoa, Chordata, Aves, Galliformes, Phasianidae. The record is from RefSeq and is a predicted model, not a curated record. The coding region runs from base 34 to 1719 and encodes 561 amino acids. Gene Ontology annotation, molecular function: GTP binding.